AUGAGCUGCCACAAUUGCGCCAGAACGACGCUGACCCUGUUCAUCCGCUCCUUCGUAAACACCGAGCAAAUCCUCGUUGCUCGACGACCGCUACUCCGUCCGCAACAAUCGCGGUUCUCGACCGAUGCGCGCCGACUACGCAAAGUAGGGCCUAUAAUACCCACCGCCGAACCACAAAUAGCGGAACCAAAACAGGCCGAGAUAGAAGAUGCUCUCACGGGAGAGUUCGAACGAGAACGAAGGCGCGAGCGCCCAGCGUGGGCUGUACAAAAGGAAGCGCUGAAAGAGAAGCUGGGAGGCGAGGCAUGGAGCCCGCGCAAGAAGUUGUCGCCCGACACGAUGGAAGGCAUACGGCAUCUGCACAGCACACAACCCGAUAAAUUCACUACACCCGUCCUCGCGCAACACUUCAAAGUCUCGCCCGAAGCCAUCCGCCGCAUACUGAAGAGCAAGUGGCAACCCUCCGAUGCAGAAUACGAAGCGAGGAUGGAGAGGUGGAACAAGCGCGGAGAGAGGAUAUGGUCCAACUUAGUAGAGAUGGGCGUCAAGCCACCGAAGAAGUGGAGAGAGAUGGGUGUUGGUCGGGCUGAGAAUGGAGAGGCGCCCAGGUGGAAGUCAAGAGAUCGGAAUCAGGUGGAUGUUAGGGACAGCGUCCACGACGACUUUAAGGACUAUGUUCCGGACGAAGAGCUUAUACCGACUGUCGGCAAGUCUGGUAGGUCGAAACCGACGACCAGCCGUGUGCCGCUAUUUGAGAGACUAUAA
Molecule: messenger RNA, 765 nt
Organism: Alternaria conjuncta
Lineage: Eukaryota; Fungi; Ascomycota; Dothideomycetes; Pleosporales; Pleosporaceae
Gene: RRG9
Product: Required for respiratory growth protein 9 mitochondrial
Exons: 1
Coding region: 1-765 (254 amino acids)
Cellular component (GO): nucleus
Source: RefSeq, a predicted model, not a curated record